GGAGUGAAGCCGCUAAAACAGCUCGUGCGAUACCGAGUGUGGCGUUAUGAUAAUUGUAGCAGGCUUUCCAGCUCAUAAAAGUGUGUUGUCUCGGACCCUGAUCAUUAAAAAAAGUAGAGAGGACAAUGACAAAUCUUUGAUCGCCGAUUUAUCAUCCGUCACUGGGAUACUGCCUUUGAUUGUUUAUUAUUUCGUGCAUUUAGAUCUUUUUUUGUCUUUCAGCAAGUGAGUUUUUCUGUUUUGGUAUGGAUUAGAUAGCUAGCAAGCAAGCAAGCAAGCGAGUGUCAAGUCUGGAAUGUCGACACAGCGUGUUGUUUUUGAAAAGGUCAUUUAGAGGUUCUUUUUAUUGAGAUUUUAGCGACCGUACAGUGAAUGCAUAAAUAUUAUCGCUUUAGUCUACUCGGACGUUGUCGUAGCUUAGACAUAAUAGCCUAUUGCAAUGUUAACGUUGAACUAAAGUCAUUCCGGAAAGCGCAACUGUGCCUGGGCUCUAUUUAUUCCUACUCAAACAUUUUUGCCUUUUCCUUUGAACUUAAUCGUAUUUUAGAUAAGCACAAUACCUUAUCCACCGACUUGUCAGAUAUGAGACACGGUGCAGCCUAGUAGCUAUUGUGUCACCACCUGAACUUGCAAAAACUCGGUCUCUAGACCGUGUUCGCUACUUAAUCGAGGAUCUGAAGUGAGGAACAAACUGUUAUGGAUCUUCCUUUGGAACUGACAAUGAUAACACAGCCACCGAUGAAGAGGAAGCGUACUGUCGAGGACUUCAACCAGUUCUGCACUUUUGUGUUAGCCUACGCUGGUUAUAUCCCUUAUCCGACAGAGGAAUGGCAGUGUAAUAACAGGUUACCGCGGGACAGCCCACUCCAUAGUGAAGGCCGGGCUUCCCCUUCUUCUUCCUCCUCCUCCUCCUCCUCUUCCUCUUCCUCUUUCCCUGACUUGCUCUGCGGCCCUGGUCUGGGAAAAAGGGGCGGAGCAACACAAGGCAAGACGCCCGAGAGCAGGAAGAGGAGGAAGCGCAGGGAGGCCGCGUCGCACGAGGAGCAGAGGCUGGCGAAGCCCCCCAAAACCAAGGUGCCCCCCAAGAAGCUGGCCCACCAGCCGCCCCAGUUCCAGUGGAGGAACGUCGGCUUUCUCCGCGACGGUCCCCGCGCGGGCGGCGAGCUCGCCCCUGCCUUGCCCCUCCCCGGACCCCAGCGCGACGCAAGGGAUUGUGGGUCUGCGAACCAUGGGCCGAGUCAGCGAACUGGCCGGGGCCCGGAGGACCACAGCACUUUGAGUGAAUCCGUGGCGAGCCAUGCAGAGAGAACCGUGCCUCCUCCUCCUCCUCCUCCUCACUUCACGAGCCCCGCCCUUCACCCCGUCAGCCAAUGCGAGGAGAGGCCUGCCAGUGACAUCACCACCGUGCCCAGCAAGGGCAAACAGUGGGAGGGGCCGUGGGACCCGUCGGCCACCAGAAGGACUGAGCGCGUGCGAGAGGGGGAACGAGGGAACGGUGCCCAGGGAGAAGGAGAGAGAGAGAGCGGGAGAGACGGCAGCAGGGUGCAGGAGGAGAGGGGAGGGAGCAGGAGGGAUGGGGGGAGGGUGGAGGAGGAGAGCGGGGGAACGGACAUUCUGCGGCUGGUGAUCGAGAGGUGUCUGGCGCGGCACGCCCUUGACGACCAGGACACUGGUUACCAUAGCGACGGCGGUAGCGACAUGGACGCGCGCUCGGUCACUGCCUCCGCUAACAGUACAGAGGACAUGUCUGGCAGUCAAAGUCAAAUGGAAGAGGAGGACUCCUGGGACCUGAUCACCUGUUUCUGCAUGAAGCCCUUCGCGGGACGUCCCAUGAUAGAAUGCGGGGAGUGCGGCACCUGGGUGCACCUGUCCUGCGCCAAGAUCCGCCGCACCCACGUGCCCGAGGUGUUCACCUGCCAGCGCUGCCGCGACGCCAAGCAGACCAUCCGCCGGUCGGGGCGGGCGCGGUCCGGGCCCCGCAAACGCUUCAGCGACUAGCGCGCCUGAACCCCCCCGCGCCUGUACCCCCCCCCCAAUGAACCUCUGAACUACGGCUCAGCAAACCCCCCCCAUCCUGGACCGUUCCUCAGCAAGCACUGGUGCCCAAUCGGGAGCCUGGGAGCGGCAUGCAGGUUUUCGUUUCAGCCAAUCACCGCACCUGCUGAUUUCACCCUGAAUUCACACACCUCCUACCAUAGUGGAGGGAACCAAUUGGUGGAAUCGGCAGGUGCAGCGGCUGGUCGGCGUGAAAAACCCGCAACCCCUCGGCCCUCCGUGGCACAUGACUUUGGCACCGCUGACUUUCACCAGACACGCGUUACAGCAGGGCUGCCCCGCCCUGUUCCUGGAGAUCUACCGUCCUGUGGGUUUUCACUCCAACCCUAACAAAGCCGCACCUCACUCAACAGCUAGAGCAGGGCUGUCCAACCCUGUUCCUGGAGAUCUACCAUCCUGUGGGUUUUCACUCCAACCCUAACAAAGCACACCUCAUUCAAUAGCUAGAGAUCUCAUUGACUCAUAAUUAGUCUGGUGUGCUAAAGUAGUUGAAAUGAAACCCUACAGGACAGUAUAUCUCUGGGAACAGGGUUGGGCAGGCCUGCAUUGCAGGCGCUCAUACCCAGAGUGACUUAAACAGCUGUUGUACCUUUUUUACCCAGUAUCCAUUUCUACAGCUGGAUACGUCCUGAAGCAGCUCUGCUUCAGUGCCUAAUGCUCAAGGGUAUGGCAUGUGGCAGUGUCCUGCGUGGGAGUCAAACCUGCAAACCUCAGUUCCUUACUCAUCACACUGCGCCACCGCCCGAAUACACUGCAUUUAAUUGAUUGAUGAAAGCAACUGACCGCAGAGUAGACUCACCUUAUCCGGCUUCCUGGUGCAGAACUGGACGUCGAUUUCAAGGUGAAACGACCAAACCCUCCCCCCCACCGCGUUGCCAGAUAUGCGGCUCCGGGGCUCCUUCAGUCCUGGAAUUUUGAACUCCUGGAAGUUCCAGCUGGCAACAGUAUCUCACCUGCUUUUCUGUGCUCAGAUUUGGAAUGUCUUUGCUUCAGCAGCUGAGAGAUGGAACUCUCGGGAGUUCGGAAUAGGUUGUGAAUGGAUCUCUGCCGGGCGCUGAGAGUAUUAACUCGGACAUGCAACAGACAUCGCUCUGAUGGGGGGGGUUCCUUGUUUUGGGGGAGGGGGGGGGGCCCCGCUCCCCUAUGUUUUUUUAAUUAUUUUUUUUUACAUUGAUCUCCAAAGAUCUCUAUGCCAUUGUUCAGGGGGGGUGACUUUACUGCUCUGCAUAGUGCAUUACCCCACAUUCUGUAAAUAUCAAUACCCAGCUGGAUUUUAACCAGACAGACUGGCAAAGCCCUGCAGGCUCUUAUCGUACUGUGCGGCAGCAUCCGAUUGGACAAGGCGGGCCCAACAUGUAUGUGCGCAUCAUAAGGAGUCUUCCAGUCGCUAUGGUGCUGCCUGACAAGGAGAGAUUCCAUUGGUCUCUGAACCACCAUGCACUGAAGGGCUGGCCUUUCCUCCUGUGUCUGUGACCUCUGACCUUUUCCCUACCCCUACCACCACCACCACCACCACCACCUCCUCCUCCUCCGAGCCACUCCAGUAUACAGGGGAGGCCUGAGAAUGGGGGUGUGGUCACAGAAGUCGCUCAAAUGAAAUUGGACAGAUGAGUUUUGAGAGACCGUUUUAAGGCCUGGUUCUCAGUCUCAUCCAGUUUUGCACUGUACAGUGCAGCUCUCCCUCUCUGUUCUCAAGGUGAACAUGUACAAAGAAAAAAAAAACCCCUGUAAAUAGUUUUUGUUUCCAGUUCUUAAAAGUUCUAUAAAUAAAUAAAAAGUGACAAAAA
Messenger RNA from Anguilla anguilla (European eel), 3842 nucleotides. RefSeq names its product PHD finger protein 13-like. Bases 697 to 1998 code for a protein of 433 amino acids. The record is from RefSeq and is a predicted model, not a curated record. Lineage: Eukaryota; Metazoa; Chordata; Actinopteri; Anguilliformes; Anguillidae. The transcript has 5 exons.